AUGGUCAAGGAUACCAAGUUCUACGACACCCUCGGGGUCUCCCCGACGGCAACCGAGGCUCAGCUGAAGACGGCCUACAAGAAGGGUGCCCUCAAGUACCACCCUGACAAGAACGCCGACAACCCCGAAGCCGCCGAGAAGUUCAAGGAAUUGUCCUCCGCCUACGAGGUUCUGUCGGAUUCCCAGAAGCGUAGCAUCUACGACCAGUAUGGUGAGGAGGGUCUUGAGGGUGGCGGUGCCGGUGGUGGCAUGGGUGCCGAGGAUCUCUUCGCUCAGUUCUUCGGCGGCGGCGGUGGUGGUUUUGGAGGCAUGUUCGGCGGCGGCAUGCGCGACCAGGGCCCCAAGAAGGCUCGCACCAUCCACCACGUUCACAAGGUCAACCUGGAGGAUAUCUACCGCGGCAAGGUCUCGAAGCUGGCUCUGCAGAAGUCGGUGAUCUGCCCCGGGUGCGACGGCCGCGGUGGUAAGGACGGCGCCGUCAAGUCGUGUACCGGCUGUAACGGUACCGGUAUGAAGACGAUGAUGCGCCAGAUGGGUCCCAUGAUCCAGCGCUUCCAGACCGUCUGCCCUGACUGCAGUGGAGAGGGUGAGAUCAUCCGUGAGAAGGACCGCUGCAAGCGCUGCGUCGGCAAGAAGACCGUCGUCGAGCGCAAGGUCCUCCACGUCCACGUCGACAAGGGUGUUAAGAACGGACACAAGAUCGAGUUCCGUGGCGAGGGUGACCAGAUGCCUGGCGUCAUGCCGGGAGACGUCGUGUUCGAGAUCGAGCAGAAGCCUCACCCCCGUUUCCAGCGCAAGGAGGACGACCUGUUCUUCCAGGCUGAGAUCGACCUGCUCACCGCUCUUGGCGGUGGUACCAUCAACAUUGAGCACCUCGAUGACCGGUGGUUGACCGUCAACAUUGCUCCUGGCGAGGUCAUCACGCCCGGUUCCAUCAAGGUUAUCAAGGGCCAGGGUAUGCCUUCGUACCGCCACCACGACUUCGGCAACCUCUACAUCCAGUUCGAUGUCAAGUUCCCCGAGAAGGACCAGCUGCAGAACCUCAACCUUCUGGACCAGGUCCUGCCUCCCCGCAUGGAGCAGGCCAAGCCGCCAACCGACGCCAUGGUGGAGGACUUCGAGCUUGAAGAGAUCGACGGCAGCGAGUACUCGCAAGCGCGCGCCCACGGUGCUGCCAGCGGCAUGGACGAUGAUGAUGACGACGUUCCUCCUGGCGCCGAGCGGGUGCAGUGUGCUUCGCAGUAA
Aspergillus steynii IBT 23096 is the source of this 1245-nucleotide messenger RNA. Its product is annotated as type I HSP40 co-chaperone YDJ1. Gene Ontology annotation, molecular function: ATP binding; Hsp70 protein binding. NCBI's taxonomy places the organism in Eukaryota, Fungi, Ascomycota, Eurotiomycetes, Eurotiales, Aspergillaceae. The record is from RefSeq and is a predicted model, not a curated record. The coding region runs from base 1 to 1245 and encodes 414 amino acids. Gene Ontology annotation, cellular component: nucleus; cytosol; cytoplasm. The transcript is spliced from 4 exons. Gene Ontology annotation, biological process: protein refolding; response to heat.